AGUGAGUCUGGAUGGUCGCAGCAGAGGCAGCAUGACCUCAUGGAGAUGCCUGACCCCGCUGUUUCUUUGCGUGUUCCUGAGCUUGAUUCUCCAAUCAGAGGCGGAUUGUUUGUCAUUUAACUCGAAUGACAUGCUGGAUCAAACUUAUGGCAUCAAAAACACAAACGAUAUCAAGGACAUGAUGGAGUGUUCUGCAGGGCAAAUGUGCCGUGACAAAAACAAGAAGAUGUGUGCUGUGAUAACUUCCUGUUACUUCGAAGCAAAGAAACAUUUACUUUUGGAACUGCCGAAAGAUGCAACAAUAAUAACUGAAGAGUGCCAGAAAGCGAGUGUUUCUCACAACGUCUCUCACUACGACUUCAUGUGCCUGAUAGCCAAAGACAUGGGGAUCGAUCCGCCACAAGGGUACUGCCAACACGAUGCCGUGCACGAGCUGUAUUCAAAGAUAGCUGCCAAUCCAAGUUCAGCAGGGAGAGUUAAACAAGACGGAUCAGGCAAAGAGAGCGUCACCCUGAAGGGCUUCCUGAUCAUCUCCGUGGCUCUGAACAUCCUCCUGCCUCUCUUCGUGUUCCUCUUCAUGCACCACAGGCAGAAGCAGAAUCUGUGGCGGUUAGAUCUUGAAUCCAAACACGAGCUGUUGCCGAAUAAAAACAUGGGUAAUGAUGCCGUUGGAGAGGAAACAAAAGCUUAAGGACUCUUCUCUAAGCGUCACCUAUAUAUAUAUUGCCAUCACAUUGCAGCUGUUGGAUGUAACCCAGGAUCUGGAGGCCAGGAGAGGGACUCUUGACGGACGGGAGGUUUUCGCCUUGAAUCCCAGAGUGGAAAUCGACCAAUUGCAACACGAUCGUUCUGCUGAGUUACAUGGACUGUUUCCCCGGAGUUCAGUCAAAGGAGAAAGAAGAGUGAAAGGACUGAACAGAGACAAGUUGGCUGGACCCACUUUUAAAGCAGAGACAUGUUUUUUUUCCCCACUGCCUUCACAGAAACACAUGGGGAAGUUUCCAAAGAGUUUAGAGAGCUGGUGAAAGACCCAAUUAGUGUAAAGUUGUGUAUGAAUUACGUAGUUUUCAACCCGGAAGUAAGCAUAGCAAGGGAUCCCUCAAACAACAAACAAAGGGAAUUUUCUGUUCUCAAAAAGUAAGAUCUAAAGUUCAACGCUAAGCUAUUUACAUUCUGUAGUUCAGACCCUUUUCCCACUUCCAGUUCAGAUCAUGUACAGAUGUUCUCUGAGGUGAUAUGAGGACAUUUUGAAUAACUCUGUAGAGUCUUGUGGUGAAAAUGCUCUGCUAUGAGGAGCUACGAGAAGAACCAGAACUCAAAAUAAUGUGAGCAUUUUGAGAAAUAAAAAAGAAUUCAGGAUUUUGAGAAAAAUUCUAAAAAUUUAGAUUUUUAGAAAAAUUCUGGAUUUUGAUAAAAAGUCAUAAUUUUGAGAAAGUGGUCAUAAUUUUUGUAAAAAACCUGAAAGCUGAGACAUUUCUGCAAAAAGUCAGAAUUUUAGAUUUUGAGAGAAAAGUCAACAUUUUGAGAGAAAAGUCAGAAUUUUGAGAAUUUGAGAGAAAAGUCGAAAUGUUGAGAGAAAAGUCGGAAUUUUGAGAUUUUGAGAGAAGUCGGAAUUUUGAGAUUUUGAGAGAAAAGUCUGAAUUUUGAGCUUUUGAGAGAAAAGUCAGAAUUUUAAGAUUUUGAGAGAAAAAGUCCAAAUGUUUUGAUUUUCUUUUGGACUUUUUACAUUUUUUUAAUAAAGUCAACAUUGAGAAAAAAGCAGCAAUGUGAACAAUGAGUUUUUUAUUAGAGAUCUAUCUCAGCUAUCUGGCUAGUAUUGCCAAAUUGAUGGCUUCUUCUUCCGCAGCUCCUCACAGAUCCAGACAUCGCUGUCAAUUCUCAAAUAUACGUUUUUUGGAAAAAGUAAUGACAUAUUGGUAAUCAAAAAUAGUUUGUUUAUCACCUGAGAAACUGUAAUAACUUAAUAAAAGUUAAUUGAAAACCUUA
This is a messenger RNA of Trematomus bernacchii (emerald rockcod), 1986 nucleotides long. RefSeq lists its product as uncharacterized. The record is from RefSeq and is a predicted model, not a curated record. Lineage: Eukaryota; Metazoa; Chordata; Actinopteri; Perciformes; Nototheniidae.